Molecule: messenger RNA, 1947 nt
Organism: Colossoma macropomum (tambaqui)
Lineage: Eukaryota; Metazoa; Chordata; Actinopteri; Characiformes; Serrasalmidae
Gene: mars2
Product: methionyl-tRNA synthetase 2, mitochondrial
Biological process (GO): methionyl-tRNA aminoacylation
Molecular function (GO): methionine-tRNA ligase activity; ATP binding
Source: RefSeq, a predicted model, not a curated record
GUAGAGCAGCGGCUGGUGAUUUUGCCAUGUUGACGGCGAGCUGUCGGGGUUUGCGCUUGAAAAACAGCGGAGCAGUUUUGCGGAGGGUCGUUUCUAAGCUGCCCCAUGCCCGUCCGUCCCUGACCACCAAGAGACUCUGCCAGGCGCCGGCGUAUUACGUCACCACGCCUAUCUUCUAUGUGAACGCGGCUCCUCAUCUCGGCCAUGUGCACUCUGCGGUCAUAGCUGACUGUCUGUACAGAUACCGGACACUGCAGGGACUCAGCUGCAGGUUCGCUACAGGUACUGAUGAGCACGGGCUUAAGAUCCAGCAGGCAGCUGCCGCUGCGGGUAAAGACCCCCUGAGCUUCUGUACCGAGGUGUCAUCCAGGUUUAAGGAGGUGUUUAGAAGUUGUAGUGUUUCGUACACGGACUAUGUGCGGACCACAGAGGACAGACAUCGGCGGGCAGUGGAGCAUUUCUGGACCGUGCUCCUCAACAACGGGUUCAUCUACAAAGGGAGUUAUGAAGGCUGGUAUUCCACGCCGGAUGAAAGCUUUCUCACGCCAACUCAAGUGACCGAGGGAACUGAUUCUUUGGGGAGGGAGAUCAAAGUCUCCACAGAGAGUGGACAUAAGGUGGAGUGGAUGAAAGAAGACAACUACGUGUUCCGCCUCUCUGAUUUUCGUACCGAGCUGCACGACUGGUUGAAGGCAAACCCAAAAGCCAUUCAGCCAGAAAAGUUUUAUCAUCUCGUCCUUCAGUGGUUGGAGAACGAUCUGCCUGAUUUAUCAGUGUCGCGGCAGAGAAGCCGUCUGCAGUGGGGCAUUCCGGUUCCUGGAGAUCCUGAACAGACAAUCUACGUGUGGUUGGACGCUUUGGUGAACUAUCUGACAGUUGCGGGUUAUCCUGAGAAGCACUCGCAGUGGUGGAGCGGCGUCCAUCACGUUGUAGGUAAAGACAUCUUAAAGUUCCAUGCCAUAUAUUGGCCGGCAUUCCUCUUAGCCGCAGGUCUGCCCCUUCCUCAGGCUAUAUAUGUGCACUCUCACUGGACAGUACAGGGAAAGAAGAUGUCCAAAAGUCUUGGGAAUGUGGUGGACCCCCUUGAGAGGUCACAAAGGUUCACAGUGGACGGCCUGAGAUACUUUCUUCUGAGACAGGGGGUUCCAGACACGGACUGCGAUUACGACGAUGACAAAAUGGUGAAGUUGUGCAACAGUGAACUGGCUGACUCUCUUGGGGGUCUUCUCAAUCGAUGUACUGCACCCUCUCUCAACCCAGAGCAAGUAUACCCUCAGUUCUGUGACACAUCCUUUCAAGGUUUCAGAGGGCUCAGUGGGAGAGCUGUGUUAGAGGAUCAUAAGAUGGUCAAGGCUGUGUCUGAGCUCCCUGCUUUGGUGACGGAGAACUUUGAGAACCUACAUGUAUACAAAGCACUGGAAGCUAUUAGUGGGUGCGUGCGCCUGACCAAUGGCUUCAUCCAAAGACACGCUCCAUGGAAGCUUAACUGUAGUGAAACCGAGGACAGACUCUGGCAUGACACCAUACUUCAUGUGUCCAUGGAGUGUCUCAGGAUCUAUGGCAUUCUCUUGCAGCCAGUUGUACCAGGACUGGCAGACAAGAUCCUCUCCAGGUUAGGGGUGAGGCCUGGUGAAAGGAGCUGGGACCACGCACUUGAUUUCCUGUCUAAGUAUGAAGGGAGAGACUGUCCUUAUGAAGGAAGGGCAUUAGGUCCAGACACUGGGGUGCUUUUUGAUCGCCUAGAGAGGAACAAACUCCAAGUGAACUCCAAAAAAACAGGAAAACCAGCAAAAGCAAGGCCUCAGUAGUUUGUUUAAAUCCUGUAAUGUUAAAUCUUGCAGUGCUGCAGUAGGAACUUUAACCACUAGAGGGAGGCAGAGGUCAGUCAUCUUUUGUUAAGUUAAUGAUAAUAGCAGGGACACUUUGUUGUUUUGAGGUAAUAAAUAU